CUGUUACACGCUUUCUGACGUUCCACUAGGGAGGGCUUGAGACCUGACUGGAGAAGCACGGUUGUCUGACAAGAGACGGUUUCUUGGUCUGCUGCUAGCCUUGCGGUUUGAGUUCCAGAGUUAGAGCAAACGUGUUUGAUAGCUUCAUUAAUCUAUUGUAAAACUAAAUAGCUUCGAACUGUUAAACCGUCUGUUAAUUUGCACAAACUGUGGUAGCUAGCCGAACCCCUCAGACCGUUAACACAUUAUUUUGAGUGAAGAGGAGACACUGAGCUAGCUAUCUAUUUAAGACACGUAGAAAGCUAACCGGCUGGCUGGCAAGUACAUUUACUAAUUCAAACUUUCUACCUCAUCGGGGAGAGACACAUAACCGUUAUCCAGCGAUAUCAACAACUACCUUAUUGAACAUCUACCGUUGCAUUGAGAUAACAAGUACAUCUGCAAUAUUUUCGAAUUUGGGCACCAUGUUUAAACGGGAUGGAAAGAAGGACCCAGAACUAUUCCAAAAUGUCUCUGAAGGGCUGAAAAAACUGUACAGGACCAAACUCUUUCCAUUGGAAGACACCUACCGCUUCCACGAUUUUCAUUCACCCGCUUUGGAAGAUGCCGACUUUGACAACAAGCCUAUGGUGCUCUUGGUUGGCCAAUACUCUACAGGUAAAACCACCUUUAUCCGGCAUCUAAUGGAGCAAGAUUUCCCCGGCAUGCGGAUAGGGCCCGAACCGACCACCGACUCCUUCAUAGCGGUCAUGCAUGGAGAGCAGGAGGGGCUGAUCCCAGGCAACGCACUAGUAGUUGACCCCAAGAAACCCUUCAGAAAACUCAACGCUUUUGGCAAUGCUUUUCUUAACAGGUUUGUGUGUGCUCAGAUGCCCAACGCUGUAUUGGAGAGCAUCAGCAUCAUCGACACCCCAGGAAUCCUUUCUGGAGAGAAGCAGAGGCUCAGCAGAGGUUAUGACUUUGCUGCAGUGCUGGAGUGGUUUGCAGAACGCGUUGACCGCAUCAUCCUGCUCUUCGACGCCCACAAGCUGGACAUCUCAGAUGAAUUCUCUGAGGUGAUCCGUGCCCUGAAGAACCAUGAGGAUAAGAUGCGGGUGGUUCUGAACAAGGCUGACCAGAUUGGCACGCAGCAGUUGAUGAGGGUCUAUGGCGCCCUCAUGUGGUCUCUUGGUAAAAUUGUUGGCACUCCAGAGGUGAUCCGGGUGUAUAUCGGUUCUUUUUGGGCUCAGCCGCUCCUGGUCCCAGACAACCGCAAGCUUUUUGAGGCUGAGGAACAGGACCUUUUCAAGGAUAUUCAGGGGCUGCCUCGGAAUGCUGCUCUGAGGAAGCUCAAUGACCUCAUCAAGCGGGCUCGCCUCGCCAAGGUUCACGCUUACAUUAUCAGCUCUCUAAAGAAGGAGAUGCCCAAUAUGUUUGGGAAGGAUAAUAAGAAGAAGGAGCUGAUUGCCAACCUGGGGGAGAUCUACACAAGGAUUGAGAAAGAGCACCAGAUCUCACCUGGAGACUUCCCCAAACUAGCUAAGAUGCAGGAGAUCUUGGCAAACCAGGACUUCAGUAAGUUCCAGGUGGUGAAGCCCAAGCUGCUGGAGGCUGUUGAGGACAUGCUAGCCAAUGACAUCGCCAAACUCAUGACCCUUGUCCGCCAGGAGGAGGCAGCCAUGCCCAGCCAGUCAGUCCAAGGUGGUGCCUUCGAGGGCACCAUGAAUGGGCCCUUCGGCCAUGGCUACGGCGAGGGUGCAGGCGAGGGCAUUGAUGAGCUGGAGUGGGUAGUGGCACGAGACAAACCCACCUACGAUGAGAUCUUCUACACCCUGUCUCCUGUCAACGGCAAAGUGUCUGGUGCCAUGGCCAAGAAGGAAAUGGUGAAGUCCAAGCUGCCCAACACAGUGCUGGGGAAGAUCUGGAAGCUGGCUGACGUAGACAAGGACGGUUUCCUGGACGACGAAGAGUUUGCCCUUGCCAAUCACUUGAUCAAGGUGAAGCUUGAGGGUCACGAGCUUCCCACUGACCUGCCAGAACACCUUAUCCCCCCCUCCAAAAGGGGACUGUAGAAUUGGAAAUCUGUCAUAUAUGGCAUUGGAAUCGGCCUGAACAAGUAGAAUGGUGCUUAGAGGUGUUUGGGAGAGCUGGGUGGGUGGGUGGAUGGGAUGAGCUAAAAGGGAAAGGGUUAGUAUUUUUGGCCAGGGUAAAUGUGACUGCUAAGUGGGUGUUUGAUAGCAAACUGUCUAGAUAAGGUGUUGUGGGGUAUGGGAAUGUGACAUAAAUUGUGGUGUUGGGGUUAAAGUAAUGUUAGCCUGUAUAUGACAAUUGGGAUAGUCCAUUCAAAAUAGAAAGAGAAAUAAACAUGUUUAACUUAUUCAUCA
Molecule: messenger RNA, 2363 nt
Organism: Oncorhynchus keta (chum salmon)
Lineage: Eukaryota; Metazoa; Chordata; Actinopteri; Salmoniformes; Salmonidae
Gene: ehd1b
Product: EH-domain containing 1b
Exons: 5
Coding region: 465-2051 (528 amino acids)
Biological process (GO): endosomal transport; clathrin-dependent synaptic vesicle endocytosis
Cellular component (GO): clathrin-coated pit; plasma membrane; cytoplasm
Molecular function (GO): protein binding; molecular adaptor activity; calcium ion binding
Source: RefSeq, a predicted model, not a curated record